AUGUUGAUCCAGAGGGCGCGUUCCCACCAUCGCCUUGUUCUGACGCAGAGGUCCAGCGCUACCUCUGCGUCCAGACCAAGCAGAUGGCUAUCAACGCCCUCUGGAUCAACCUCGUCGGCCUCUUCAUCCUCAUGCUCUCCUGCGCCUUCGGUGGGAUGGUCGUCUACGCUCGCUACUGGGACUGCGACCCCGUCCGCUCCGGAGUCGUGUCCAAGGGCGACCAGCUGUUCCCCCCUCUUCGUGAUGGACACCCUCGGCCAGUGGUAUGGGCUGCCCGGGCUCUUCGUGGCGGGUAUCUUCUCCGGCGCUCUCAGCACCGUGUCCUCGGGAAUGAACUCACUCGCUGCCAUUGUCCUCGAGGAUUACGUGAAGGCCGGCUGCUGUCCUGACAUCAGCGAGAAGAAGGCCACUCUGCUCUCCAAGGUCCUCUCGCUCUUCUUCGGGCUUCUGACCUUCGGCUUGGUGUUCGUGGCUGAGCAGCUUGGCAACAUCUUGUCUGCCGCUCUGAGUAUCUUCGGUAUGGUUGGAGGACCUUUGCUCGGAGUCUUCACCUUGGGCAUGUUCUUCCCCUGGGCGAACUCGAAGGGCGCCUUCACGGGUCUCCUGACGAGUCUCAUCUUCAUGUUCUGGAUCGGCGGAGGGCACCAAGUCGCCCGCUGGAACGGCCAGAUCACCUUCGACAGGAAAGUCACGAGUAUCGAAGGGUGUAACUUGAACGAGACCUCCGCCUUCUCGCCUCUCACCGCCGCGCCUCUUGUGGCUGAAGAACCUGCGAAGAGGCCUCCCUUGCCCUCACCGCCCAUCUCCUACAUUGGUUCCUCGCACACAGGACCUCGGUCACAGGACUUGCAAGAAUGUAAGGACUCUUUGACCCAGGACUCUCUCUCCAGCAUCUUUUGGGUUCAGGAGGUUCAUCCCAGGCAUCGAAGGACUUCGGAGAGACUUUGUUCCGUCCACGGUGCAGAAAAGUAA
Penaeus vannamei (Pacific white shrimp) is the source of this 972-nucleotide messenger RNA. NCBI's taxonomy places the organism in Eukaryota, Metazoa, Arthropoda, Malacostraca, Decapoda, Penaeidae. The record is from RefSeq and is a predicted model, not a curated record.